CGCACCGCACAAAACAACACACAAAGCAUUGUGACAGGUGCUUUGAGUUGAAUGACGGAGUGUGGCGUGAGGUUCAGGGAAACGUUAACCAGAAAGUGGAUACAGGGAAACAGGGAUUUUAUAAAUGUUGGAGUCGACGAGGAGCACGAGAUAUACAGAAUAAGCCGAGGGCCCUAAUGAACACAGACCAUGGCAGGGGGUGUGUUUCAUGUAGAAUUCGGAAUUAACGACACCGUGCUCACGCGAGCGCUAGAAAACAGGAAGUACUCCGCGGCUGAAGCAAUCAUCCGAGAUAACACCAACCCAUCGUAUCUCGAUGAAGGCUGUUACCAGAGAACCCCUCUGUUUAUAUGUCUUUGUGGUGUAGACGAAGAACAGCAAGCAGUCCGACCCAGAAAUUUAUACUUGGCCAGACUGCUGGUUGAAAAUGGUGCCAACGUCAAUUACAGAGUUCCCAUGACAUUUGGAUCUGAGUAUGAAGGUCCUGGGAAAAGUCCACUUGAACUGUUGACGGAUUUCUACAACGAUCUGACCAAACUCGUCCACCCCCACAGUAAGGAACUCUGGAGUGCUCACCACAGCCAGUGGGAUUUACAAAGUGAUGUUGUGAUAGGCCUCAAUAAACAGUACCUCACUACUCCAGAGGAGGUAACCCAGCACGUGGAGGACCUCAUCUUCAUCAUCAUCGGUCAUGGAGGAGAUAUAAAUAUCUGUGAUGAAACCAAAAUGACGCCGCUGCACCGCACCGCCACUUUGUCUGUCGACACCCACCUGUUCAAAGUUCUCUGUGAAAACGGAGCGAACAUAAACGCGCUGGACUGUCGCGGGAACUCCCCCCUCCUGGCAAUGUGUGACGUGUUAGGGACCGAGGACUACGAUUUCUUCGAGGACUGGUCCACGACGAGCGAUGACACGUAUGAGGACACGAACACCACGUUUUCUGUGCAGCACGAUUUCUUGGAUUAUAUGUUGUCACUGAAAAACAUUCAGGUGAACAUCAGCAAUAAUCGGGGUCAGACAGCUCUGUUCCACAGCGUGCUGAGGGGGGACGUGCUGGCUUGUCAGAAACUGCUGAAGGCAGGGGCGGAUCCCGCAAUUAGGGGAACGGUUUGGGAAACCAGGAAACGCAAAAGGAAGCUCUCUCCAAUCUUUGUAUCGUUCUUGUCCAUUCCACUCCAAAGAACCCUCGGCUUUCAGAACACUUAUCAUCUUCUAGCUCGCGCUCCUCAGCAAUAUUCCCACCUAGUGGAUUCAGGUUACUUCAACAGGAAAGAAAUAACUGAAGAAGUAAAGGAACUAUUAGACAACGAAUUUCCAGAAUUUGAACAUUUGAAGGUGGUGUCCGACAAACUGGUGAGGAUGAUGAGUGGUCAGACUACUGCUGGACUUCGUCAGCUGGCCACGCGGACAAUCUUCCAACAAGUCUUUCUUCAAAGUACAAAGUCACUCGGAAAACUCUUGCCAUCAAACUCUCUCAAAAGCUGUCUCCAGAACGCUGAUCUCCGACAGAUGGACGUCUACGAUGAAUACAUCAAUCUGGUUUUGAACCGGACCGUGCUCCAAGCUCUCGUCGUGCGACUGGGACUUCCCGGCGAUUCUUUGAUUAACUUUGAGGUUGAGCUUCUGGUACACCAGAUGGCGAGUCGCUUUUCCGGGUAUAAGGUUGUUCCACCGGAAAACCUGUAUACCGGGGAGAGCGGGGAAAGUUCGGUGUCGGACGAUAGCGAUCUGGCGAGUAGCCAGGAUGAGGGCGAUUCUGAUCUCGAGUACUGGUGAAAAACCCACCCUGAUGUUGACAGAAUUUCCCCGCCACCUACAGGAUGUAGACCAGAUAGAAUUUCUACGUGUAAGAGCGUGUAUGAUGUAUUUUCCCCAGUAUGUAUGAGUUAUAUCCUGGGUUGCUUUGGCUUUGGCGAUUACAAUAUUUAGUUAUUAAUUAGUUUGUUAUGAAGUAAUGAAGUAUGUUAUUUAAUCAUGAAGUUGUGAUUAGUACAGUCAAACCUUGUUAUCUCGAUCUUGAUGGGACCGAGAAAAAACUUCGAGAUAUCCGAGUAUUCGAAUUAUCGAGGGUAGAGAAAGAAUAAGUGGUUGGGACUUCCGAAUCACUUAGACAUCACAUAUCCAUGAUUUUCGAGAGAUCGGUGUUCAAGAUAUCAAAGUUCAACUGUACACUAUGAAAUUAUAACUUUAUAAGUUUAGUUAGUUAUGUAGUACUUUACUGAGUUGUUGCAAUGAAGUACAAAAUAUGUACUCUGUAUGUUAAAGCUGCCCUCCGCGUCUCUCUUCCCGCCCUGUGACCCGAUUAGGGAGGCAACAUUUAGAUAAUUACAAUAUGUGAUUCAUUCCCUUGUGUUUCGAGUUCUGGAUUUUUACACUGCUUAUGUAGAUUUUAAUUUUAUUUAUUAAUUCAAAAUGUAUGCUAUUUAUAAAGAAGACUAUAUAUUGGUCAGUGCUGCUUUGAUCAAGUUCACAGAUAAUGAAUGCAACUUUGUAUAAUUUACUUAUGUACUAUGUACAUUUCAUGUGAAUUUAUACACGUGGUACUCUUUAACACCUGGUGUUAUUUCUGUGUAGUGAAAAGUGACUCGCGGGAUUUUCAGGCAUGUUCCGUUUUGUUUGAAAACCAUGCAAAUAUUGAGCAACAUAUUGAGCAAGAUAAUGACAUACAAAAAAUCACACAUACAAAUUAAUACACUCACAGGAUAUUCUGGUGAAAAUCAUACAAUUUUUUGUUAAUACUGUAUAUAACUUUCAGUGAUUUUUAUGUGGUAAUCGUGUCAAUAUUCGCAUGAAAAUGUUGCAAUAUUUAUGCAACAUUGAACUAUGAAGAAACGGGAACAUCAAAGCUUAAUAUAAAACAUUAUUUUGUAUUUCCAUGUUUUAGACACAUAAUACUGAUAACAUCAUUUAUAAUGAUGUCAUUUUCUGUUAACUUUAUUAUUAGUCUUAAUCCUGCUUAAAAUCACACGAUCAUCAUCUCCAGUCUGGAAAUCCAGAUUAAAAUUAAUGUUCGCAUUACAAGACAGAUCAUGUUCACAUGAAUUCCGAACAUAUUUUGCAUGAACACCAUGUGAAUAUUUAAUGCGAAUAGCAUGUGUUUUCAUGUAGCCAUCUCAAUGACAUGCAAAAUAUUCACGUGAAAUUAAUGCCAUGAGAAUCGCGUGAGCCACCUUUUCUUGUGCUAUACCAGUGUUUUAUUAAUUACUGUGCGUCUGCUUAUUUUAGUGUAAUUAGAUUUGAUGGACUCGGAGCUGAUGCGCUAUUUAGCAUAAUGAUGAUUUAGCACUUCUUCAGUCUAUGAUGAUGGAUAGAUAGAGAAUUUCAUGAUUUAGUGCUUCUUCAGUCUAUGAUGAUGGAUAGAUAGAGAAUUUCAUUUUUAAGUGUAACGAUUUAGUGCUCUUACUUCACCGCUAAAGGUUCUAAAAUUUGAAUCCUGCUACAAUAAGUACACAUACUGUAUUUGUAAGCGCUUAAACAGAAUAACAUGUUAAUGUGAACAGAAUAACAUGUUAAUUAAUGUUCGAGAUGUUUAGCUCACUACAUUAGUGCUAUUUUAAUCAUGAAGUUGUGUGACGGUCAUUUUUACUGCUAAGUAUAUUACAUUACAAGUAUGUGUGAGAAUUAAGUCAGUGGCACAUAUAGGGGUUACCACCCCCCCCCCCCCCAUCCCCACCCCCGGAAUUUUUUUUUAACAAAACCAGUUCCUUUAGGGGAUGCUUCUGCACUUUUUUGAUGUUAAACAUUAUUUUACUAAAUGGAGUUGCACCCCCCUUUUUUAAAGAUAUUAUCUACAUCUCUGUCCUUGUACUUGUAGGUUAUUUACGUGCUUGCUUGUUAGCACAUAUGAUUCUAUGAAUCUCUUGCUGCAGAUUGUCAAAUUUGACUUGCGAGUCGGAAACAACAUUCAUAAAGUUUUAAUUGUUAUAUUAAUUUUAUAUUCCUCUAUAUAUGCGGAGUCUUAAUUAUUUGAUUUUUACUAAUUGUCAUAUACUUCACCCCCACCCCCACCCCCACACAUCUAAAAGCCAGGCUAUCAUCAUUCUGUAUAUUCAAAAUUACAUGUACGAGUUUGUUUCACAGCUUUUUACAUGAACAUGUGUUCAUGUUACAAUGUACAAGAACUCUCAGGGGUGACAUUUUGUGACAGUGUUCAUCAACGAGAAACUGAUCAGAGACUGCUGAACAGUGAAAUUAUUGCCUUCAAUAUGCUUAUAGUUUAUGUUGCUCAAAUUAUGUGACACACACCAGAAAUGGUAGAUCUAUAUUUUUCUUUUAGAUCAAAUCAGCCUCUGGUUCACUGAAUAAAUCAAUGCACCACGCACACUACAUUCCUUGAAAGGUCUUGUUUCGUAUACACGAGAGCUGAAGUAUUGUGCCCCCCCCCCCCCCACCUGCCACGAGUUGUUAAUGCGUGUCCCCCCCCCCUUUACUUUCCUGCCACGAGUUGUUAAUGUGUGCCCCCCUCCCCCACUUUCCUGCCACGAGUUAAUGUGUGUUGUUGUACAUGCACAAGGUUGCAAUGUUGCUAGAAUUCUUUUUGUGAAUUUAUCAUGAAAUGAGCACACAGUUGGCUAAGCUUUGUGCUUUACAGGAAGGAUUUUUAUGACAUAUGUGACUGUGUAACUUUUGUGAAUAUUUGUGUCGCAUCUUAUUUUCUAAUGAAACAAUAUAUUGGUACUAAUCAGAAUUUUAAUGUAUAACCCAGAGUGUUUAUUUAUCAUGUUAAUUAUUCAAUCAUAAAUCACCAUGGCGAUACAGGAUGUACAUGCUGUAAAACAGAUGCAGCUUCUAUUUAUAGAACUAAGAUAUAUACAAGACAUACUUAAACAUGUAUUACUCCUGUAAAAGUAAUAAAUGGAAUUUAAUUAAAUUUAGAUCCUUUCAUACAUUCUCAUAGAGUUUACUUGUACAGAGAACUAAAGUCCAAUUUAAAUCAGACUGAAAGAUUAUUUGACUUUUGAAUUAUUUAGGAGACAUCGCCCAUAUUAGUGACAGGCACUGUUAUACUGAGCGUUGAACGACACACGUCAGAAAAAAGUGUAUUUAACUUGUAACAAUAAAGGAGGGUAAACUUUGAAGAGACUUUUCCUCCGUGGAAUAUAAGAUUGUGUGCAAGUGUACUUAAGUUUACCAUUGGACGUUAAGUGUACACCGUUUUGUUUCUUCCACCACUGGACGUUAAGUGUACACUGUUUUAUUUAUUCGACCACUGGACGUUAAGUGUACACUGUUUUAUUUAUUCCACCACUGGACGUUAAGUGUACACCGUUUUGUUUCUUCGACCACUGGACGUUAAGUGUACACUGUUUUGUUUCUUCCACCACUGGACGUUAAGUGUACACUGUUUUAUUUAUUCGACCACUGGACGUUAAGUGUACACUGUUUUAUUUAUUCGACCACUGGACAAGAAGUGUACACUGUUUUGUUUAUUCGAUGCAUUCCUUUGAUUUCUAUGUUGCUGAUUGUGUAGUGCUUUAGUUUGUAUGUUUUGUUUUAUACUUUUGAAUCUAUAUACAUAUCAACUGUGUAGUGUGACAACCUUUGUUAUGUUUUGUUAUGAUUUUUUUUUUAUACCAGAUGUGAUUUGUGCAGAAUAAAAAGUAGGCCUAGAAA
Ostrea edulis (European flat oyster) is the source of this 5613-nucleotide messenger RNA. RefSeq lists its product as uncharacterized. Gene Ontology annotation, molecular function: protein binding. The transcript is spliced from 9 exons. Lineage: Eukaryota; Metazoa; Mollusca; Bivalvia; Ostreida; Ostreidae. The coding region runs from base 190 to 1776 and encodes 528 amino acids. The record is from RefSeq and is a predicted model, not a curated record.